AUGGGGAAAGAUUAUUAUUCGAUUUUGGGCAUUGAGAAGGGGGCUUCGGAGGAAGACAUCAAGAAGGCUUACAGAAAGCAAGCUCUUAAGUGGCACCCAGACAAAAACAAGUCAGCCCAUGCCGAGGAGAAGUUCAAGGAGAUCGCUGAAGCCUACGAGGUGCUAAGUGACCCCAAGAAGCGAGAGAUCUACGACCAGUAUGGGGAGGAAGGGCUUAAAGGAGGACCCAAUGCACAAAAUGGACAUGGAGGAAACUUUCACUACACGUUCCAUGGAGAUCCUCAUGCCACGUUUGCUGCGUUUUUUGGGGGAGCAAAUCCUUUUGAAAUCUUUUUCGGGAGGCGAAUGGGCGGGGGCCGGGAUGAUGAGGACAUGGAACUGGACGGCGAUCCAUUUAGCUCAUUCUCCAGCUUUGGCAUGAAUGGUUUUCCAAGAGAGAAGAACCAGGUUGGAAACCAGAUAAGGCGUAAGCAGGACCCACCGAUCAUUCAUGAGCUUAGGGUGUCUCUGGAAGAGAUUUAUCACGGAUGCACUAAAAGGAUGAGAAUCUCCAGGAAGAGACUGAACCCCGACGGAAGAAGUGUGAGGACUGAGGACAAGAUCCUUACUAUUGAGAUUAAAAAGGGGUGGAAGGAAGGCACCAAAAUCACAUUCCCCAAGGAGGGAGAUGAGAUGCCAAUGACCAUUCCUGCCGACGUAGUCUUUGUUAUUAAAGACAAACCCCACACCCAUUUUAAGAGGGAUGGUUCCAACAUUAUCUGCCCUUUACAGAUCAACCUGCGAGAGGCUCUCUGUGGAUGCUCAAUCACUGUGCCCACUCUAGAUGGACGAAAUAUCCCCAUGAACAUCAACGAAGUCAUAAAGCCUGGGAUGAGAAGAAGGAUUAUUGGCUAUGGACUCCCUUUUCCAAAAAAUCCCGAUCAAUGUGGAGAUCUACUGGUUGAGUUUGAAGUGAUAUUCCCAGACACCAUUCCACAGGCAUCGAAGGAGGUUCUAAAAAGACAUCUGCCUGUUUCCUAG
Messenger RNA from Staurois parvus, 1020 nucleotides. The record is from the annotation of a GenBank genome assembly. Lineage: Eukaryota; Metazoa; Chordata; Amphibia; Anura; Ranidae.